UGCUGAGGCGCGUAAUCAGCCGGGCCGGAGAAGCAGCCGCGCUUGCUGAGGGGAGGCGAUGGCGGUGGUGGCCGCGGCGGCGGCGGUGAGGCUGGCGGCGGCAUUGGCAUUAUUGCGGUGGUUUCCUAGCAGAUGGAGCUGAGCCGGCGCGGGCGGGCGGGCAAGCGAACGAGGAGGCCGGCUGAAACGGACGGACGGAGCGGCUUUAUUAUUCCACCACCCCUCCCGACCGCAGGAGCCCCUUCCUCCGAUGAAGGCUCAGCCUGCCAGCGCGGUGGUGGCUGCUUCCUGAGCUCAGCGCGAAAUGACCAGAACUCACUUGUCCCGAUGCCCCGUGGUUUGCUUCACCAGCCUGCCCUGGGAACAGCACUGUCGCUUUAAUAAUUCCAUGUCAAGGGAUUGCUUUCAAUCCUCUUGGGUGUAAUACAAGAGGAUCAGAGGGAUGUUACAGACCAAAAGGCUGGGUGGAGAGACUACAAAUGAGAGUGCGGCUGUGCGGGUAACCAACUGAAACUUCGGAGCUUAGUUUCCAGCAUCCAGAAGAUCAGGAUGUCUGUCUAAUGGGCAAAAAUCCUUGUGACUGCAUCCGGAAGAAAGAAAGAAAAACUCCUCUUUGAAUUGCCUCCAGCUUCUUUUAGAAUUUUAUUGGGAUUAUUUAAGACGGGGUUGGGCGGUUUUGGACUCUGGAAUACUGAGAUUGCCAAGUUUUUGGACUGUGUGCCUUAAUUGCAUUUUUUUGGGGAGUGGGGAGGGAUGUUCACUGAACUUCUGAAUACAAUACAAAAACAAUCCUUUGUGGUUGGAAGAGGGAUUCUUAGACGCUUUUGUAAACGGAUGUAUGUUUUCUCCGAUAUAUUUUUAUAGCUUGGGAAAAUACUUUGCAGAUUUUGACAACGGCUUGUGGCAGACAUUCUCUCAAACUCCCCUCCCUGCCUUUGCUCUUUUCCUGGGGAUGUGGGAAGUUUUUAACGUGAGGAAUUACGAGCAUCCUUGGUAGGAAAUGAAGAAAUAGAGUCCUUUUUUUAAACCUGAACCAUUUUGAGUGGGACGGCAGACUUCUGACUUCCCAAGAUAAUCCCGGAAGGACUCUACAGGAAAUAAAUACUUGCAUCCAGUGCCAGAGGUAACAGGAAGAAUGCCAGUGAAGAAGAAAGAUACUGAUCGAGCUUUAGCACUUCUGGAAGAUUAUUGUAAGAAGUUAAAAAGGCCAGAGGAGCAACAACUGAAAAAAGCCAUUAAGAAAGUGAUGGGCAUCUUUAAAAGCAGUUUGUUCCAGGCCUUGCUAGACAUUCAAGAAUUCUAUGAAGUGACACUACUGAACUCUCAGAAAAGUUGCCAGCAAAAGGUAGAAGAAGCCAACCAGGUUGCAGAAAAGUGGGAAAAAACACCGCCUCUAGGAACGGAUAAUGAAAAUCAGCCCAAAAGAUCAGAGAUAGUGGCUUCAGAUGGGUCUGACAGAUCUGAGGUACAUGAACAUCAGGAGAAGGGGAAAUCAGUUUACGAUCACUGUUCCACUGAGCACGUUGCCAAGCAGAGUCACACAAGAUGUCCUGCCCACAAAUGUUCAGUCCAGUCUCCUGAGUGGCUGCCUAUUCAACAUUCUUCUAAGUAUCAUUAUCAAGAUGAAGAUGCACCCCAUGACCAUACUUUACCUCGUUUAACCCAUGAAGUGAGGGGUCCAGAACUAGUCCACGUUUCUGAAAAGAACUUAUCGCAGAUAGAAAAUGUCCAUGGAUAUGUUCUCCAGUCGCACAUCUCGCCUCUGAAGGGCAAGCUUUGGAUAAAGAAUUAUAUUCCGUGGAAUUCUGGGAGUUGAAGUCCACAGGUCUUAAACUUGCCAACUCUAGAUACUAUACCAUAUGUCAACGGCACAGAGAUUGAAUAUGAAUUUGAAGAAAUUACAUUGGAAAGGGGCAAUUCUGGCCUGGGGUUCAGUAUUGCUGGAGGAACAGAUAACCCACAUAUUGGCGACGAUCCCGGAAUAUUUAUUACUAAGAUAAUACCAGGAGGAGCUGCUGCAGAGGAUGGAAGACUCAGAGUCAAUGAUUGCAUUUUGCGAGUGAAUGAGGCCGACGUAUCCGAAGUUUCACAUAGCAAAGCUGUUGAGGCGCUGAAGGAAGCUGGCUCCAUCGUACGUCUCUAUGUCCGUCGGAGGAGGCCUAUUCUGGAGACUGUGGUGGAAAUUAAACUGUUCAAAGGACCCAAAGGUCUGGGAUUCAGCAUUGCCGGAGGCAUAGGAAACCAGCACAUCCCUGGGGACAACAGCAUCUACGUCACAAAAAUUAUUGAUGGUGGAGCAGCCCAAAAGGAUGGGCGGUUGCAAGUAGGGGACAGGCUUCUUAUGGUAAAUAAUUACAGUUUAGAAGAAGUAACACACGAAGAAGCAGUAGCAAUAUUGAAGAAUACAUCUGACGUAGUCUAUUUAAAAGUGGGGAAACCAACCACCAUCUAUAUGACCGACCCUUAUGGCCCUCCAGAUAUUACUCAUCCUUAUUCCCCACCAAUGGAAAACCACAUCCUGUCUUCAGGCAACAAUGGCACUUUAGAAUACAAGACCUCGCUGGCUCCCAUCUCACCUGGAAGAUACUCACCUAUCCCAAAGCACAUGCUAGUGGAAGAUGACUACCCCAGGCCUCCUGAACCCGUUUACAGCACUGUGAACAAAUACUGUGAUAAGCCACCUUCUCCUAGACAUUAUUCCCCUGUCGAGUGUGACAAAAGCUUCCUUCUUUCAGCUCCCUACCCCCACUACCACAUAGGCCUGCUCCCUGACUCUGAAAUCAUCAGUCAUUCCAGGCAUAGUUCUGUAACCCAGCCUCCCAUCGUGAAUAUCCAGAGGACCAUGUCAAUAGAAGGCUCUUUCAGUGUCAUCUUCAUACGAUCCCUCAAAGGAGCAGGCCAGGUGGUGACCAUUAUAGCACAAUACCAGCCUGAAGAGUACGCUCGAUUUGAGGCUAAAAUCCAUGAUCUGCGCGAACAGAUGAUGAAUCACAGCAUGAGUUCCGGGUCAGGCUCCCUGCGAACCAAUCAAAAGCGUUCUCUCUAUGUCAGGGUGGAAAGGAAAGAGAAGGCGCGUUUAAAAACAGUGAAAUUUAAUUCCAAGCCUGGUGUGAUUGAUGCCAAGGGGUCAUUCAAUGACAAGCGUAAAAAGAACUUCAUCUUUUCACGAAAAUUCCCAUUCUACAAGAGCAAGGAGAUGUGUGAUCAGGACACCAGUGACCCGGAACAACAUCUCUCUUCUAAUGCCAGCGAUAGUGAAAGUAGCUACAGAGGACAAGAGGACUGCAUUCUCUCCUAUGAACCGGUUACACGGCAGGAAAUUAAUUACACCAGGCCAGUUAUUAUCCUUGGCCCAAUGAAAGAUCGGAUAAAUGAUGAUUUGAUAUCUGAGUUCCCUGACAAAUUUGGCUCCUGCGUCCCACAUACCACUCGACCGAAGCGCGAUUAUGAAGUGGAUGGUAGAGAUUACCACUUCGUCAUCUCCAGAGAACAAAUGGAAAAGGACAUUCAAGAGCACAAAUUCAUCGAAGCUGGCCAAUACAACGAUAAUCUGUAUGGAACAAGCGUGCAGUCUGUGCGAUUUGUAGCCGAAAGGGGCAAGCACUGUAUCCUUGAUGUAUCAGGAAACGCAAUUAAACGACUUCAAGUUGCGCAACUGUACCCUAUUGCAAUCUUCAUUAAGCCUAGAUCAUGGGAGCCUUUGAUGGAAAUGAAUAAACGUCUCACGGAGGAACAGGCCAAGAAAACGUAUGACCGCGCCAUGAAAUUAGAACAAGAAUUUGGAGAAUAUUUUACAGCAAUUGUCCAAGGAGAUACCUUAGAAGAUAUAUAUAACCAAACCAAACUUGUGAUUGAAGAACAAUCGGAUUCCUUCAUCUGGAUUCCUUCCAAGGAAAAACUAUAAAGUCACCGAUCCACACCUCUGAUCACAACGGAGAAGUAUUUAGAAGAAAAUUUAAUCCUAACUUAUUUGGAAGCUUCAGGGCGGGCUGUGGGGGGGAAAAGUUACUUUCACGUUUCUUGCUGUCAAUGUGAUUAUUAUUAUUCUUAUUUUCUGAACAUACAACACAAACUAUCGGAAGCCAUGAAGGACACUGAUUUAGUCGUAAAAGGGAAAGAAAAGAAAAAAAAAGAAAGAAAGAACAAUUUUUUUUAAAAAAAAGAAAAAAAAACAAGUCUGCCAUAUUAAAUCUCUCUUCACACACACAUGCAUACACAUACACUCAGGCACAUAUACACACAGCACAAACUGUUCUGUGUGCUCACCACACAGCUUUAUAAGGAUGAACCCGGAGGCAGAUAUGACCAGUCCACUGCCUCCCUUCCAGCCUGUAAUGGCUCAGCUCAGUGUGCUUCUCGGUGGUUGAAAACCCAAAAAUCUCCUGGGUGUCUUAAUCCUACAGGACGUAUCCUUUGAGUAAAGCGGAUGUGGACACAAGUCCUACCUAACACAUCGCUGGAGGAAGAGCUGAACGGCCUACGGCUUUGCCGAAUCUCAUCCAUAAGCCGCCGAACUCUGCUGAGACCUUGAAUGCUUUUAUUAUGAUUAUUAUUAAUUUUCCCAGAUGUUGGAUCAGAGAUUUCCUUUGAUCAUAGGUACAUCUGUAUUUGCAGCACCUCGACUUUCAUACAACUAUGCAUAUCUCUCCUCCCCACCCCUCCUCCCCAUCCCAAUCCUAUCUGGAGCAUAAUUUUCCCCCCUCUCAACUUCAAAUCCCACCGUUGCGUCUGGAUCUUAAUCAUUCAAUGAGAUUUGAUGGGAAGGAAAGCUUUCGUAUUGAAGUGCAUGUUCCCACGAACACUCAAGAUUCAGGGUACUUAAAACUUGACCAAGAAGAGGGGUACAAUGGCGGGGGGGGGGGAGAAAGCUUUACAUUUUAUUUUAAUUAUAUCUAUAUUAUCAUUUAUAUGAAGAUAGAAGGCACUUAAAAGAUGGAAUAAUUUAUUUAAAAAAAAUCUAUAUUGAUGUAUAGGCGCUAAUUUCUAAAGGUAACAAAAUAUUUUGUGAGACUUUUGUAAAGAUUAAGUUCAUUGAAAGGUGAAUUACGUUGCACCUGGGUGGGCAGGAGGAUGCAAAAGGUGAAUUUUCAAUUUGCACUAUUUCAUUCUUUCUUUUUUCCCCAGUAGAUUUCUUAAGAAUUUUGACUUCUAUAUGUUCAUCCUCUUUGUUUGAAUUUAGGAAUUUAGGUCUCAUGCAUUCCUAUUUUAUUUUAGAUAAGAAAAAUUUACUUUGCAUAAUACACCUAAAAUGCACUUAGUACAAAAGGAAAAUAUUAUAUAUCUCUUUGUUUAAAAGAGUCCCACCUCACCCUCAUUUCCCUCACUCCCAUAAAUAAACU
Molecule: messenger RNA, 5339 nt
Organism: Pseudonaja textilis
Lineage: Eukaryota; Metazoa; Chordata; Lepidosauria; Squamata; Elapidae
Source: RefSeq, a predicted model, not a curated record